CUGUAGGAAUAGGGUGAGGAUUCCUUUGGUGAUGAAUGCUGUUUGGGCCAGAUAAAUAUGGUGAGUGCUGAGAGAAAGGGGCAGGGUUAUACUCUCCCUCUGAGACCCACAGAGAUUCCAUCCAGCCUUACUUCCCUUUUCUCUCAGACCAUUCUGUGAUGAGCAGAGGGAGAUCUUCCUAUGUCUGCCUGCUUCUGCAGAGGGAGAAGUUUAUCUCCAAGGUGGCUGCAAUGCAAAGUAUUUAAGAACAUGAGAUUUGGCUUCAGAGCCCCAGUUUGUCACUUACGAUCUUCUUUGUGCAAUUGUGAGAGUGACUUAAUCUUGCUGAGCUUUGUACAACUCAUCCGUGAAGUGUGGCUAAUAAAAACAUAUACUUCACAUAUUUGUGAGUAUUCAGUUAGAUGCUGCAUCGUAUAGUGCUUAUGGACCAAUAAAUGGCAAGUCUCAUUGCCUGUGUGUUAGCUGAGGAUGUAGAAGCCAGGGAAAGUGGACCUUAGCAGAUAUGUAGCAAGAAGGAAAGUAAUCUGGAACUCAUCUUUCUAACCAGUACUUGUCACUUUGCUUUUGUCUCCUAAUCUUCCUGCCAGAUUAUUUUCCUUUCCCAGGUGCAUUGAAGAGUAGGGAAGAGAUGGGGCUGAUUUAGAAGGGAAGGUCUAAGCACCUGAAACUUUAGACACAAGUGAAUUGGACAUGAUUAUAUCAGUGAGGGCCACAUGUAUCACCUUUCUACAUAUUUCUUAUCUCUCUCUGUCUUUUUUCUUCUUUCCAGAAGGAGUAGUGACAUGGACAGAAGCAACCAGUCUAGUGUCUCUGAAUUCCUCCUCUUGGGGCUCUCUGAGAAGCUAGACCAGCAGCCUCUCCUAUUUGGCAUCUUUCUGGCCAUGUACCUGGUCACUGUUGUGGGCAACAUGCUCAUCAUCCUGGCCAUCAGAUUUGAUCUGCACCUCCACACCCCCAUGUACUUCUUCCUGUCCAACCUCUCUUUUGCUGAUGCCUGCUUUUCCACCACCACGGUCCCCAAGAUGCUGGUGAACAUCCAGACACAUAGUCAGACCAUACCCUAUGGGGAGUGCUUAGCCCAGAUGCAUUUUUUCAUGACAUUUGGGGCUCUGGAUGACUUCCUUUUAGGGGUGAUGGCCUAUGACCGCUUUGUGGCCAUCUGCAGGCCUCUUCACUACCCUACAGUCAUGAGUCCUCUUGUGUGUGUGCUCCUUCUUGCAGCAUGCUGGAUUUUCACUAACCUUGCUGCCCUCUUACACACCCUGCUCAUGGCUAGGCUAUCUUUUUGUGCAAGCAACACCAUCCAUCACUUCUUCUGUGAUAUACUCCCUCUGCUACAGCUCUCCUGCUCAGAAACCAGCACCAACCAGAUAGCCCUGUUCCUUGUGUGCUCCAUGAUACUCACUGGUCCUCUUUCACUGAUCAUCCUGUCAUAUGCACGUAUCAUCACCACCAUCCUCAGGGUCCCAUCUGCCUCUGGCAGACAAAAGGCCUUCUCCACUUGUGGGUCUCACCUAACUGUUGUCUUUUUGUUUUAUGGCACAGCAAUUGGUGUCUAUUUGUACCCCCCUUCCUCACACUUAGGGGAGAAAGAAAAGGUUGCAGCUGUAUUUUACACAGUGGUGACCCCCAUGUUGAACCCCUUCGUUUAUAGCCUCAGAAACAGUGACAUGAAAACUGCACUGAGAGGGCUUUUUGGAAUUAACACACUCUCUUCUCAGGGACUUUAA
Loxodonta africana (African savanna elephant) is the source of this 1730-nucleotide messenger RNA. RefSeq names its product olfactory receptor 1M1-like. The record is from RefSeq and is a predicted model, not a curated record. Gene Ontology annotation, molecular function: G protein-coupled receptor activity; olfactory receptor activity. Lineage: Eukaryota; Metazoa; Chordata; Mammalia; Proboscidea; Elephantidae. The coding region runs from base 714 to 1730 and encodes 338 amino acids. Gene Ontology annotation, biological process: G protein-coupled receptor signaling pathway. The transcript has a single exon. Gene Ontology annotation, cellular component: plasma membrane.